CAUCCAAGUUUGUUUAUUUAUUUCUCCUUUUUUGCAUCAGGGAAAUCAGCAAAAAAAGGCAAAUUAAAGGGAAAUAUUAACAAGCAAUUUAUAAUGUGUUACAGUAAAGAAUAUAAGAGCACACUUAUUAAUUGUGUACUAGUUAUUAAAUACUUUGCAAUUUGAUAUCAUACAGAAACUUUAUGAAGGCUUGAAAAUAAUCAAGUUAAAAGUCAAAGUUAAUAAAUAAGUGGUAGACAAAAUAAGUGUGUUUAAACGAAAAAAUAAUCUUAUUUCCAAUCUACCAUAAAACUAAAUACAAGAUUAAGCUUGAUUUCAGUUGAAUUUUCAAAAUUGUUCAAAAUGAUAAUAUUAACUUCCAUGAAAAUGAUGAAAGAGUUAAAAAAGAAAAAAGAAGAAACAGUUUUUGCCAUCCUCUAAAUAGCUAAAUACACAACCUUUGUUUCUAUUCACGCUUUGCUGCAUCUUUUAUUACCUGUGAGGAUAAUUGAGUGCCAGGAUCACCCAAAGAUAAAAAAAACUUAGAACUUGAUCUUGGGGAGGUGGGAUAGUUAGGUAAUGGUAUUCAUGCAAUAAGUCACCCAUUAUGUUAUCUUGUUGCAUUACAACUGUACGAGUAUAGUGUUCUUUUCCUCGGGGUCUUAUCUUCCUUGAUACUGCCAGUCGAAAGAUUAAUUGUCUCUUAGUUUUAUUUAUUACAUCACUUGCCAGGAAUCACUGAUAGCUAUCAGCUUUAUCAUCAAAGAUUAGUCUCACUCAGUCAAGGCUAUAUCAGAGAGAGAGAGAGAGAGAGAGAAUGUAAAUAGUUCACCACAGAUCAAGUUAACAGAAACUGUAGACAACUCGAGUUAUUUUCCAUUAUGCAUCAUCACUGUACAUUAUCAUAAACUUCAGUUAUACAUACUGUCAUCACUGUGCAUUAUUGAAAACUUCAGUCUUACAUACUGUCAUAUAGUAAAGAGAAGCAAGGCAUAGAAAAAACAAAAGUAGUGUGUGUAUAUUGUUACAAUACAUGGAAGAAUAGAAGACCAAAAUAACAAGAAGUAUCUUGUAAUGCAGAGAACCAAUUUUGUUUGUAGUACGGUAUGUAGUUUACAGUGUACAGUGUACAGUGUACAGUAUAGAGAGGAAGAACUGAUUAGAAUGAUAUGGCACAAAGGCUGGUAAACACGUCAAGAUAAGGAGGAGUAACAGUGAACAUGAAGAAUUCAUUUUACAUCUGUUACCUAGUAUAUUUUCCCCUAUUGCUGUAUAUUAUAUAGAAAGAACUAAUAAGGACCAUUUGACACAAAGAACAGCCUAUAGAAGAAUUAGUACACACAGUAAACAGAUGAAGUUAUGAAAGAGUGAUAGAGGACAUGAAGAACUAAUUCAAUUUUGUUAUAAUAGAGAAAGGAAAAAUUGUGAGAAUCAUAUGGCAAAGAGAUGGAGAUUACAGAAGAACUAGUGUAUAAUAAACAGAUGAAGAAGCCAAGUGUUUUUUGCAUUAUCUGUGUUGGUCUCCUGUCGCUAUAUGCUAUGUGGUGACCUUGUUAAGUUAAUCAGCAGGUCAGCAUCUUAUCAAAAUGAAGUGGCGAGAUAAGAGUUUUAAUCGUUAUUUCCAUGCCCAAAGAUUAAAACGUGAUCAUUUUCCUUAAGUUGUCGUGUAAUCUUAGUUGCUCUCCCUACUCAUCUGUGGAAGGAAGGCGUGCCACUCCUCUCUGAAAGGUGCCAAAGUUUACACUGAAUGUGUGAGAGGACUUGUGAUAGCACAGCAGCAACACCGGGCAGGGCAACAAGUAAAGCAGUGUGUGUGUGUGCUGUUGCAGGUGAUAGCAUAGCAGCAACACCGGGCAGGGCAACAAGGGUGGCACAAUGAAACACUUUGUGAACCAACUCACCAGGCGGAAGGUGGUGCAAUUUGGCCAGUCUGAGCUGCGCCGGGUUCUAGGUAUCUUGGACCUGACUAUGCUGGGAGUUGGCUCCACAAUUGGUGUGGGCAUCUAUGUGUUGGCUGGUGAGGUGUCACGCAAGUCUUCUGGCCCGGCUAUCACCAUCUCCUUUCUCAUUGCAGCUGUUGCAUCACUCUUUGCUGGUCUGUGCUAUGCUGAGUUUGGUGCCAGGGUUCCCAAGGCUGGCUCAGCAUACAUCUACACCUAUGUCUGUAUCGGGGAGUUUGUGGCCUUCAUCAUUGGCUGGAACCUUAUCUUGGAGUAUGUUAUUGGAACAGCAAGUGUGGCCCGAGGAUUCAGUCAGUAUGUGAAUGCGUUAGCCAACAACACCAUAAAGGACGCCCUGCAAGAAGCAGUGCCACUCGCACCUGAGGACCCCAAUAGUUUCAUCUCCUCUUACCCGGAUUUUCUUUCAUUUGGGCUUGCUCUCGUCCUCUCAGUGGCCCUGGCGCUAGGGGUGAAGGAGUCGUCCCGCAUGAAUAACGUCUUCACCAGCAUCAACAUCAUUGUCAUCCUGUUUGUUAUCAUUGCCGUGGGAACACAAGGUGAUAGCUUCAACUGGAAGAUUCCCUCUGAUGAGAUAGAUAGCCAGUGCAACACCACAGAGAAUGAGGAUGAGGGGAAGAGUAAGUGGUGGGGGACAGGAGGCUUUGCUCCCUAUGGUUUCUCAGGGAUCAUGGAGGGUGCUGCCACCUGCUUCUUUGGCUUUGUGGGCUUUGACAUCAUCGCCACAACAGGUGAAGAGGCCAUAAACCCGUCCCGCACUAUUCCUCUGUCCAUCGGCAUCUCCCUCUUCAUCAUCUUCCUGUCGUACUUUGGAGUGUCAGCCGUCAUCACGCUGGCCUUCCCGUACUGUGUCCUGGAUCCAGAUGCUCCCCUGGUGGUCAUAUUUGAUGAAAAUCACAUUGGAUGGGAGGCCGCCAAGAUCUUCGUCAGUGCGGGUGCUGUGUUUGGUUUCUCUGCCAGUCUGUUUGGUGCAAUGUUCCCUCUUCCUCGUAUCAUCUAUGCCAUGGCCAGCGAUGGUCUGGUGUUCCGUUUUCUCGCCCAGAUCAGCAAGAAAUUUCAGACUCCCACCAUUGCGACUGCUCUCUCUGGCAUCUUUGCUGGUGGAAUGGCAAUGUUCUUCGAAUUGAGCUCCUUAGUGGAUAUGAUGAGCAUUGGGACCCUCAUGGCUUACACUAUCGUGGCUCUGUGUGUCUUAUUGUUGAGAUACACAGACAAUGAUCAUAGCAAUGGGAAGUGUGAAUAUACAUUGCUGAAUACAGCGUACACAGUGGAUGAGGAAGAUAAGGACGAGGAGAAGGGUAAGGCUGUUCUGCCCACUUCAGUGCCAUCUAGUUAUCAUGUCUCAGACUAUCUUCACCAGCUCUUCAACACCAGAGGCCUUACCAAGCCCACUGACCUCACUGCUUCUCUUGUCACAAAGGCUAUCAUGUGCUACUGUGUGUCAGUACUAGUUCUGGACAUCAUGCUGGUGGCUUUAAAUGAACAGCUGUCUCAAGGGGAGGCAGGUGCCAUCACUGGUGUUGUCAUCAUGUUCAUUCUCAGCUUUGCUAUCCUCUUGGUCAUCGCCCGUCAGCCAGAGUCCAAGAAAAAGUUGUCUUUCAAGGUUCCUCUGGUGCCUUGGGUGCCCGCUGUCAGCACAUUCAUUAACCUAUACCUCAUGUGUAGCCUGGAUUUGCACACCUGGUAUCGGUUUGGUAUCUGGAUGGCCAUUGGCUUUCUUGAUUAUUUUGCUUAUGGCAUGUGGAACAGCUCACUACGGAAGAGAGGCAGCAACAACCAGGGCCUUGACAACCCAAGUUUCUCUGACAGCAAGAAUGUACACGAGCUGAUUAUUCCCAAGAUAGAGAUCCAGCCAGCCACUCCUCUUAGCUCUGAGCCAAGUACUCCUGUCACCAAACCCAAGCAGACGACUCCUGCAGUCCCGUCUCCCCUCGCUCUGGAUUUCCAAGGCAAGAAAACCGGUGCCGAGGAUGAGGGUGCCAAUGGAAGUGUAGCAGUGCGUGAAGACAUCUCCCCAUUGUCCGCUGCUGCCGUUGUUGUAUCUCUGAUGAUGACUGGUAAGGCAGUUGAGAGAGACACUGAGGAGAAGAAAGAGAAAGAGACUGGAGACAAAGAAAAAAUAGAAGUUGAAAGAAAGGAGGGUUGUAAAGAAUGCACUAAUGAUGUUGAGGGAAAGAAUGAGGAAUGUGAAAAAAUUGGAGUUGAAGAUGAAAGAAUAGAGCAUGCUAAAGAAGGCAUAGAUAUUGAAAGAAAGGAUGGUGACGUAGAGAAUGAUACAGUGAUGAAUGAGAGUCCCAGUGAGGAUUGUGGUGUCCUGCCUUUUACUACCAUAACCACUUCUCUGUCAUCUUCUGACAGUAGAAAGGGAAACGAAGACACAGAAGUGAAGGAAAUAAGCAGAGCAGAAGAAAUUACAACUCAGGAUGAGAAUGAGAGUAAAACCAAGGAAGUAAAGGAGGAGGAUAAUGAGGAUAAAAAGAUGGAAGAGAACAGCAACAAAAAGGAUAAAUCAAACAAGCCACCACCAUUUACCAACUCAUUAUUCAACCGGGACACUAACAAUGGCACAGACAUCACCCAAGCUUACUACUCAUCACCAGAGCUCUCACCACCACACUCACCACCACCUUCCCCACCACCGUCCUCCCCUACACUACCUGCAUCAUCCUCACCCAUAACAUCACCGCCUUCAAAGCCACAUGCUGUUCUUGUUCGUUCCCAGUCAGAAGCAAACCUGAUUCGCAGUGUUCCCUCAACUCCAGCAGGAAGGAGGCACCCUAUAAAGAAGCUUCGUCGCAUGUCAAGCUUUGAUGACAUACCGCCACGUUCCCCAGAUAGUCCCUUUGCUCGCCGUAUCGCCAGCUUUGUGGUCAUCCCUGUCCACGAACCAGAAAUGGAGAACUCGGAUGAAAACAGCUUCAUUCCUUCUCCCUCUCCAAGUCUCACCUUUAACGAUAAUGCGUUUCAAGAUGCACUGAGCAAGAAGGAGGAUAAGAUGUUUAUUCUAGGCAGCUCAGAGUCUCUUGACAAGCUUGCAGGUGAGGGGAAUGAGGCCAGCGAGUUUCUCAACACCAGAAGAAUGGUAAGCAGGGAGUUGGAAGUGCUAGACCCGAUUCGAGAGAGAGGAGAGAGCAAACUGUAUGCCAACGGAGCUGACAAAACAGAGAUCCAGCCAUCAUAGAAGGACUCCUAGAACAGAGACAGAUACAAGCAUAUACAGAUGUGAUGGAUUGAAAAGUACAAGACAAGACAGAGAAGUAAAUAUGAUGAAUAAGAAAAGAAUUAAGCCAAAACAAUUUUACUUGGCAGAUAGAAAAUUAACAAAAAUUAAGAAAAGAUGAAGAAAGCAUGACCA
Molecule: messenger RNA, 5292 nt
Organism: Portunus trituberculatus (swimming crab)
Lineage: Eukaryota; Metazoa; Arthropoda; Malacostraca; Decapoda; Portunidae
Product: cationic amino acid transporter 3-like
Exons: 15
Coding region: 1855-5118 (1087 amino acids)
Biological process (GO): amino acid transport; transmembrane transport
Cellular component (GO): plasma membrane
Molecular function (GO): amino acid transmembrane transporter activity
Source: RefSeq, a predicted model, not a curated record